Messenger RNA from Uranotaenia lowii, 1183 nucleotides. Its product is annotated as putative defense protein 3. Lineage: Eukaryota; Metazoa; Arthropoda; Insecta; Diptera; Culicidae. The transcript is spliced from 2 exons. The coding region runs from base 517 to 1017 and encodes 166 amino acids. The record is from RefSeq and is a predicted model, not a curated record. Gene Ontology annotation, molecular function: oxidoreductase activity, acting on metal ions.
AAACAAUGAUAGUGAAAUAUUUUGAUUGAAGAGUUUUGGACAAAUGAUGGUUUCAAAUUGUAAGCCUUUUUCCUUAAUCCAAAAGCUGAGGCCAGUUUUUUUCUGUAUUACAUUUUAACUAUGCUCGUUUUAAACGGCUAUUAUAACACAAGUGACACUCGUCGUCCAUCGUUCGUCAACACGAUCAGCUGUUAAUUUCUACAAACCAUCGAGCCCCACUCACUCGUUUUGCGAUGGCCAAGAACUUCUAGGUGCCCGGCUGUGUCUAUAUGAGUUAUGAGUCGUUCCGAAUCCAAAUGUUCUCCCCACUCCCCAUCCGAGCCGAACAGUUCUUCAGAUUCAAUAACGAAAAACCGUUCACGCAGAUGAAGGAUAUAAAGCCCUCCGGUAUGGCCAAUUUUGGCCGUUUAGUCUACGCGCGCACGGAUCGUUCAGUUCUCUUUCGGUGGUGUGUUUAGUGAUUUUCGUUUAGCCGUUUUCUGAUUGAGAAGGAAUUUUUUGGUGCUAUCUGGAAGGAUGAAUCACAUCAUGUUGACCUUCGGAAUUGUUGUGGCCGUGCUGGUCACGGUUGGGUCCGGAUUCCCGGACGGAGCUCCACCUGACACGUGCGUCAAGACACGUUUCAAUCAGCCCAAUCAUGGCGCAGCACGUUCCCAGGAUCCACAAACGUCGCCGUUCCGGUUCACAGCCAGUGGCAACCAGUACGGACCAGGCACCCAGAUCCAGGUGGACAUAUCCGGCCACGAUGUGUUCCGGGGCUUCUUCCUGCAGGCUCGCGAUGCCCAGACCAACGAGUGGAUCGGCGAUUGGGUCGAAUCGGCCAACACCAAAACCAUUCCGGAAUGUUCCUCGAUAACGCACGCCGACAACAAGGACAAGGAGCGGGCCGCGUUUAUCUGGAGUGCCCCCAAGGAUCGCCAGGGACAGGUGUACUUCACUGGAACCAUUUUGAAGAACUACGGAACCUUCUGGGCGAACGUCAUUGCCGAAGUAGCUGCUGCGCCUCAUUAUGGCUAACAUGUUGUACUGCCUUAAAUGUGAGUAUCAUACCCAGUGGGGCGUUCAGAUAUUCAAAGAAACGCGUUAGGUGCUUUGUUCAGUAAAAAUAGUAAAGUAUAGAAAAUAGUAAAGUAUAGUAAAAAUAGAAAAAUCUCAUUUCUAGGAGGUGUAUUUUUGUUGUAAA